AUGCCGCAGGGAGCAGCAGCAACAGCCGUGGACGGCACCGGCAAGGACGGCGGCGGCGGCGGCGGCACCAACCCCAGCACCGCCCGGCCGGCGGCGGCGCUGCCCCUGAAGCUCCUCCGCCCUCUCCUCCUCGUGGCGGUGCUCGGCACGGGGUUCCUCGCCGUCCUGGUCCUGCUCCUUGGCGGCCCCGCCUACUCGUCCAUGCUCCCGAGUCUCCCUGCCGCCGCGGACGCCCUGCCGGCGUCGGUGGGGAAGGCGCCGCUGGAGCGGUGGGUGCGGGCGCCCGCGUCCGCGUGGCACAACAUGACCGACGAGGAGCUGCUGUGGGCGGCGUCGUGGCGGCCCAGCGUCCGGCGCUACCCGUACCGGCGGACGCCCAAGGUGGCCUUCAUGUUCCUCACACGCGGCCCACUGCCGCUGGCCCCGCUCUGGGACCUCUUCUUCGCCGGCGCCGGGGACGCCGGGCUCUUCUCCGUGUACGUGCACGCCACGCCGGGUUACCGCCCCGACUUCCCGCCGGCGUCCGCCUUCUACCGCCGCCUCGUGCCCAGCCAGGUGGCGGCGUGGGGCCAGGUGAGCAUGUUGGACGCGGAGCGGCGGCUGCUAGCGAACGCGCUGCUAGACCCAGCGAACGAGCGCUUCGUGCUGCUCUCCGAGUCGUGCGUGCCGCUCUACGGCUUCCCGGCGGUGUACAGCUACCUGACGCGGUCGCGGGCGAGCUUCGUGGGCGCGUUCGACGACCCGAGCCCGCACGGCCGUGGGCGGUACCGAGGCGGGCUGGCGCCGGAGGUGCGGCGGGAGCAGUUCCGGAAGGGCGCGCAGUGGUUCGAGCUGGACCGUGCCCUCGCCGUCGACGUGGUCGCCGACGACCGGUACUACCCCAAGUUCCGGGAGCACUGCCGCGCGCCGUGCUACGUAGACGAGCACUACCUGCCGACGGCGCUCUCCAUUGAGGCGCCCGCAGGGAUCGCCAACCGCAGCGUCACCUGGGUCGACUGGUCCCGCGGCGGCGCGCACCCGGCCACGUUCGGGGAGAAAGACGUCGAUGAGGAGUUCCUCAAACAGCUCACGGCGGCGCCCGGGAAGCGCCAGGGGAACUGCACCUACAAUGGCCAGCCAGCGGACGUGUGCUUCCUCUUCGCUAGGAAGUUCGCGCCCAGCACGCUGCGGCCGCUGCUCAGGCUCGCGCCCAAGUUGCUCGGAUACGGCUGA
This is a messenger RNA of Miscanthus lutarioriparius, 1212 nucleotides long. Lineage: Eukaryota; Viridiplantae; Streptophyta; Magnoliopsida; Poales; Poaceae. The record is from the annotation of a GenBank genome assembly.